CCUGAUGUCCAUUUGCGGGGAAACAAAACAACAAAACAGUAGAAAGUUUAUCUUUGCAGUGCCUAUGGAUGAACCCCUUUCCUCACAAUGCUGAGGGUAGCCAUUUUCUAGACACAUCAGGGAAACCCUGCCCUGGCCUCUGAAGGCAGCACUCUCCACUCCAGAUGCCUGCCCUCCUGGAGUCUCUGGCAGUUGUGCCCUUCUGCAGCAACUUGGUUUGGCUGGGGCACAGGAUUAUCCAUCCCCAGGAAAUGCCUCCCUCCGGUCCAGGCAGGGAUCCCAGCACACACACUGCUGGUGGAGGGAGGGUUGAUGGAACGCUUCCUCUCUGCAGGUCAAGAUCUGGGGACCACCUGGGGCCUUAAACCCUCCCCUCCUGGCUGGGGAAGUGCCCAGUCCAGUGCCCCUUCCAUGGCCACCUCCCCCUCCUGGCUGUGUGGGGGCAUGAAUCAGCUCUCACAGCUUGUUAAAAGCUGGACCUCUUGUUUUCGUGCCCUCACCUCAGGAAACAGAGUUACAGCCUGUCCAGCUCUACUCAGCAGGAGGCCAGGGUCCUCACUUUAUAAACAUGCCCAGCCUGUAAGAGGAGAGGGCACUGCCAUGGUAUGAGACCAGAGCCCAAGGAGAGAGAAACCCAAGAGUCAGGAGCAAGGCAAGAAAGCAAAGGGAUAAGAGCAGAGGAAUCUGAACAAAAGCCAACAAGGGUCUGAGAGAGCUGAAUUGCAGGAAUGGCUCUAAGGAUGCUCUGGGCUGGACAAAGCAAAGGAAUCCUGGGAGGCUGGAAGAUCAUCUGCUUGGUUGUGUCUCUACUCCUCCAGCACCCAGGAGUUAACGGCAAGUGUUACUUCCAAGCUCAAGCCCCCUGCCACUAUGAAGGGAACUAUUUCACUCUGGGUGAAUCUUGGCUCCGCAAGGACUGUUUCCAUUGUACCUGUCUGCAUCCUGUUGGUGUGGGCUGCUGUGACACGUCUCAGCAUCCCAUUGAUUUCCCUGCUGGCUGUGAAGUACGCCAGGAGGCAGGAAGCUGUCAAUUUUCCCUGGUGCAAAAAUCUGACCCUCGGCUGCCCUGCAAAGGUGGAGGACCCGACUUAGAAUGGGGCUCAGCUAACACCCCUGCUCCUGGGGCUCCUGCUCCCCACUCCAGCUAA
This is a messenger RNA of Meriones unguiculatus (Mongolian gerbil), 1148 nucleotides long. RefSeq names its product microseminoprotein, prostate associated (gene Msmp). The transcript is spliced from 3 exons. The record is from RefSeq and is a predicted model, not a curated record. The coding region runs from base 729 to 1148 and encodes 139 amino acids. NCBI's taxonomy places the organism in Eukaryota, Metazoa, Chordata, Mammalia, Rodentia, Muridae.